Messenger RNA from Hyla sarda, 1301 nucleotides. RefSeq names its product deoxyhypusine hydroxylase (gene DOHH). Gene Ontology annotation, biological process: peptidyl-hypusine biosynthetic process. The coding region runs from base 96 to 1010 and encodes 304 amino acids. The transcript has 4 exons. The record is from RefSeq and is a predicted model, not a curated record. NCBI's taxonomy places the organism in Eukaryota, Metazoa, Chordata, Amphibia, Anura, Hylidae. Gene Ontology annotation, molecular function: deoxyhypusine monooxygenase activity.
UCAGUGCUGAGCUAACUGCAUCCUGCGGCUCCGUAUCUGGAUGACGGCCACUUGCCCGUCACAUCCGCUAUUCUUUCCUUCUCUUUUAAUGUAAAAUGGCGGCGCCCGGCAGCGACCAGGUGGCGAGUGUUGGUCGGAUGUUGUUGGACACAAGCCUUCCGUUACCGGACAGAUUUCGCGCACUCUUCACUCUACGCAACCUUGGCGGAGCAGAGGCUGUGGACUGCAUCGGGCGCGGCUUUGGCGAUGAGUCGGCGCUCCUUAAGCAUGAAUUGGCUUAUUGCUUGGGGCAAAUGGGAGAUCGCAGGGCGCUGCCCAUACUGAGAGCCGUGCUUGAGGACCGCAGUCAGGAGCCUAUGGUGCGCCAUGAAGCAGGUGAAGCUUUGGGGGCUAUCGGAGAUCCUGAAGUUCUGGUGCUGCUGAGAAAAUAUAGCCAUGAUUCUGUUAUAGAGGUUGCAGAAACAUGUAAGCUUGCCAUUCAAAGAAUAGAAUGGCUUCAGAGAAACCCGGAUUUUUCUGAUGAUAACCCUUUCUUGUCUGUGGACCCUGCUCCUCCUGCUGAGGAAAGAGAUGUACCAUUUCUGCGUGCGAUCUUAUUGAAUGACAACUUGCCGCUAUUUGAACGUUAUCGUGCCAUGUUUGCUCUACGAAAUAUUGGUGGAAGGGAUGCAGUCCUGGCAUUGACAGAUGGUCUCCAAUGUGGUGGCUCUCUUUUCCGCCAUGAAAUUGGAUAUGUGUUGGGCCAGAUACAGCAUGAAGCAGCGGUUCCAGGGCUUUCAGCAGCAUUGGAUCGAUUAGAAGAGAAUCCAAUGGUCCGUCAUGAGUGUGCUGAAGCUUUAGGAUCUAUUGCACAAGAAGAUUGUUUAAAAAUGCUUAGAACACACAUUGGGGACCUAGAACAGGUAGUUAGAGAAAGCUGCGAGGUGGCGUUGGAUAUGUAUGACUAUGAGAACAGUGGGGAAUUUCAGUAUGCAAAUGGUCUUAGCCAAAACCAGGAGCUGGCCUCUUAAUUUGGAUGCUGAAUAUUUAUAAAGGAAUGCUUUAUGCUAGCCUUACAUAAUGGACUAAAGAACUGCAUUACCAUUUUCAAUGUAGGGUUAGUUGUAAAAGGGAUCAAACAUUGUAUUCUAUAUUGUAUGAAUCAAACCUUAUCUUCAAGGACAUUAUUAUAAUGCAGCUUUUCUAAUAUCUGUGCAUUUUGAAAAAGCAGUGUUGAAGCAGUAUAGUGCGGUCAGUUCUGUGCUUGGAACAUCUCCUCUUCCAGAUGAAUUCUGGAAUUAAAUAAAAAAAAAUAAAACAUU